Gorilla gorilla gorilla (western lowland gorilla) is the source of this 1392-nucleotide messenger RNA. It is a transcript of the gene TSLIG3C, whose product is annotated as family with sequence similarity 98 member C. The record is from RefSeq and is a predicted model, not a curated record. Bases 55 to 1098 code for a protein of 347 amino acids. NCBI's taxonomy places the organism in Eukaryota, Metazoa, Chordata, Mammalia, Primates, Hominidae. Gene Ontology annotation, cellular component: tRNA-splicing ligase complex. The transcript has 8 exons.
UUUGGGGCGGAGCCUGCCACCGGCCGCCAGGGGGCGCGCCGAGACGACACUUUCAUGGAGGCGGUGAAGGCGGAAGCGUGGGAGGGAGCCGCGGUGGCCCAGGACCUGCUGGCUCUGGGGUAUGGAGGUGUCCCGGGGGCGGCGUCGCGGGGCGCCUCAUGCCCAGACUUCAGGGGGCUGUGCGUGCGGCUGGCGGCGGAGCUGGCGACGCUGGGCGCCCUCGAGCAGCAGCGAGAGGCGGGCGCGGAGGUGCUGAGCGCCGGCGACGGCCCUGGCGCGGAGGAGGACUUUCUGCGGCAGCUCGGCAGCCUGCUGCGGGAGCUGCACUGCCCGGAUCGCGCGCUCUGCGGCGGGGAUGGCGCGGCUGCGCUUCGGGAACCCGGUGCCGGACUGCGCCUGCUGCGCUUUCUCUGCUCAGAGCUCCAAGCCACCCGCCUCCUGUGCCUGCGCUCUCUGCUGGAUCCGAGUCCUAGGCCACCCCUUGGUGAAGGGGUGGUGGAGGGAGCCGGCAUGGUCCAAGAACUGGACCUUACCCUCCAAGCCCUGGGGCUGCCCAGACCUGCACCAGGGACCCCCGCCAGCCAGCUGCUGCAGGAGUUGCAUGCUAAGAUCUCAGAGCUGCAGCCUUCUCUGCCCCCAGGGUCCCUGCAGCCCCUCCUCAGCUGCUCGCUAGAUGCACCCAGAUGGGAAGCGUUGGAGUCUCUGUCCCAAAGCCUCAGAGAUCAGUACCGUUGCCGCCGCUGCCUCCUCCUCAAGCGCCUUGACCUCACUACAUCUGCUUUCCACUGGAGUGACCGGGCAGAGGCCCAAGGAGAGGCCAUGAGGGCAGUGCUGAUCCCAAUUCGAGAGGUUCUGACCCCAGAAUCGGACAUCUCCAUUGCACACGUUCUGGCUGCCCGAGCCGACCUGUCUUGUCUCGUCCCAGCCACCAGCGUGGCUGUCCGCAGAGGGACCUGCUGUGCCAUCAACAAGCCUCAUGCUGUUCCCUUCGCUCUCUGGCCCCCUUGUCCAAGAUACUUUUUUUCUGUGCAACUCAAAUCUCAUAAACUCUCAGGUGCUUAUGGGCAACGUUCCAGACCGGGGGGGCCGCCCAAAUGAGCUGGAGCCUCCCAUGCCCACCUGGAGGAGCCGAAGAGAGGAUGGAGGCCCCCAGUGUUGGGGCCGCAAGAAGAAGAAGAAGAAGAAGUAAAGGGGGACUGGUGGUCGGGGGCCGGGGGGUCCUCCAUGAGAUGCUAAUGCUAUCGGUAAUCUCUGGGGAGUCCGUUUAAGGUUUUCCUUGGUAUUUGGCACCCAAGCCCCCCAUCUCCUAUUCCUGAGUCCCCAAAUGCCCUACUCCCAUUCACGUCAAUACCAAGAACCAUGUUCUCCAGAGAAUAAAUUUAAUUUAAGACA